This is a messenger RNA of Tachysurus fulvidraco (yellow catfish), 1278 nucleotides long. RefSeq names its product PABPN1 like, cytoplasmic (gene pabpn1l). The record is from RefSeq and is a predicted model, not a curated record. Bases 271 to 894 code for a protein of 207 amino acids. NCBI's taxonomy places the organism in Eukaryota, Metazoa, Chordata, Actinopteri, Siluriformes, Bagridae. The transcript has 7 exons. Gene Ontology annotation, molecular function: RNA binding.
AUGGAUUUGAGAUGUAACCAUGGCGACCUGUGACCCCUAUUAAGUACUUUAAGGUGCAGGUUUGGACGCGGCCUUUCCCCCCCAAGUAACUUUAGACGUAAAAAAAAUCUUUGCGUUAAAUAUUUCCUUCAGUCCCACUUACUAUUCCGUAGGGCUGUUUGGUGACUUGUUCAAUAAAAAGGCUUAUUUGCGGGGUUCAGACUGAUGAAGAAGCAUUAAACGCUGUUCUGAAGGUGAGAAUGAUUAUUGGACAUUAGCUCGGGAUCUAAAAUGGCGGAACAAAUUUACGACAUUAAAGGAGCUCUCAACUCCGGAAGUCAGUUCACUGAGGACCCGGAGUUGGAGGCGAUCAAGGUGCGGGUGAUGGAGAUGGAGGAAGAAGAGGAGGAGAAGCUGAGGGAAGCACAGUACUGUUCAGACAAGCCAUAUACUUAUGGCCCUCUACAGACAGGACUUUUCUACAGUAUGACACCUGAGGAGAGGAUAGACGCUGACAGCAGAUCCGUCUAUGUGGGGAACGUGGAUUAUGGGACGACUGCAGAUGAGCUGGAGAUCUACUUCAACGGCUGUGGUCACGUGAACAGGGUCACUAUUCUUUGUGACAAAUUCACUGGCCAUCCAAAAGGGUUUGCAUACAUCGAGUUCUCUGAUAGAGAGUCGGUGAGGAUGGCCAUGGCUUUGGAUGAAACCUUGUUCAGAGGACGAAUCCUUAAGGUCUUACCUAAACGUACCAAUAUGCCAGGCAUCAGCAGCACAGACAGAGGGUUCGCGCGAGGGGGACGUUUCCGAGGCCGAGGAGUCAGAGCUUCCCGGUUCCACAACGGCUUGCAGGGCAGAUUCCGCGGCUUUAUCCGGGGAAGUGGAAGAGCCCAGCCUUGGUACAUUUCCUACUGACAGAAUGAAGAGUGUUUUAGUUUUAUUGUUUUUCUUUUGGAAGCACUUAUGGGUGCUGACUGUUCAGUGCUGUUCCUUUCCUGCCUUUAAUGGACUCUCAGCCUACACAUCGAUUUUCAUAGUUACAUUUUAAGUGCAUAUAUAAAUAUAUAUUUUUGUAUGGCUUCUCAUAUUUUGCCUGAUUUAGAGCCUGAACGAUGAAAACUUGAUUUACACCGAUGACAUUAUUUUAUUUCUAUUUUUUAUAAUGUCCUUUCUGUAAAAUGAGCUGGUUGAAGGCUGGAGUGCCUUUGAAUUUCAGUAUUUUUUUUUUGUCUAAUUUUCUAUCUCCGUUUAAUGUGAAUCAUUUGACAGGAAAAAUAAAUAAAAUAAUUUGCUCUCGUG